Messenger RNA from Panicum virgatum (switchgrass), 985 nucleotides. RefSeq lists its product as uncharacterized. The coding region runs from base 74 to 814 and encodes 246 amino acids. The record is from RefSeq and is a predicted model, not a curated record. NCBI's taxonomy places the organism in Eukaryota, Viridiplantae, Streptophyta, Magnoliopsida, Poales, Poaceae. The transcript has a single exon.
CCAACUCCUCCACCGGCCGGCCUCUCACUGACCUCGCUCGUGAUCUCUCCCACUGACGAUCCAGGCGCCGCCGAUGGAGGAAGCCCCGGAGCUGGUCAGCCCGAGGAUCUCGUUCUCCCACGACCUAGCCAACUUCGCAGCACCGCCGCGGCGGUCCGACGCGUCGCUGCUCGUGUCGUCGUCGCGGCUCCCGGAGCCGGAGUUCGACUUCGCCAACGCGAAUGCAGCCGCCGACGACGUCGCCCCGGCCGACCGCCUCUUCGCGGGCGGGAAACUGCUGCCAAUGCCGCCGUUGCCGCCCGCUCCCAGACCCAGCCCGUGCGAGCAAGAGCGAGGCGGCGGCGGCGGCAUCCGUGUCAAGGCGCAGCCGUGCCCGCAGAAGCGGCCGGGCUCGUGGGCGUCCCCGUUCUCGCGCAGCAGCAGCGUGAACUCGGCCACGACGGCGAGGACGACGACGGGCGCGCCGCGGUCCGCGGGGAGGUUCGGGUGCCCGCCGUUCCCGCUGAUGCGCAGCCGGUCAGCCUCGGCCGCCGUGGCGCGGGACGGUGGCUUGGGCGCCGCCGCCGUACCGGACGCCGCCGGCCAUCGGCCCCGGUACUACCAAAAAUUCCGGGGUACAGUAGUGUCGCCAGCUAGUAACGGUGGUGGUUCAUCAAGAGCUUACUACUAUGGAGGUAGCAGGAAAGGUAGCAGCCAUGGCGUUAGGGUUAGACCGGUGCUUAACGUGCCGUUCAUCGGCACGAGUGUGGCCAACGUGCUGAGCUACUUGCUCUGUGACUGCAGCACCAAGACCAAGAAGAGUACGGAGUUCUAGAGUUAACUUAUUUACCACCAAAUAGUAGUUGUGUAUAUUUUAGGCCUGCAUGUAUUCGGAAUGUGAACAUUCUCCGUUCCACCGGAAACCGAACAAAAAGAGCUUGUGAAUUUAAUUAGGCUAUCCUUGCAAACAUGCUUAAUACUAAUUAUGAGUGAUUGUCAAUGCAAA